UCGAGCUUAUAAGCCAGUCCAUUUCGGCCGGGUCCGCUAGUUUCACUUUCGACGUCCAACGGCUUCGAACCGGGAGCUAACCCAACAAUUUCGGAGGGAUGGAAGCAAUCAAUAUGAGGAUCUGUGUCCUGGCGGCCUGUCUCCUAAUGGCGUCGCAGGCCACCGGCUACACGAUGACUGACCUGUGCAAACAGUGGUCGGGCAAUGGAUUCAUCGGCAAUCCGAGCAGCUGCCGUGCCUGGGGAUACUGCAAGAACCAGGAGGUUGUGUCCUGGGGCACCUGUGCCGGCGACUUGGUGUUCAACGCGCAGACCGGCAGCUGUGCUUCCCCUAAUACCACGGCGUGCUCCACCAGUGCCGUGAAGACAUGCGCCACCGUCAAGUCUCCCAUGUAUGUGGCCAAUCCGUUGAACUGCACCGAAUACGGCUACUGCGAUGGCACGGGACAAAUCUCCUAUGGCGAUUGCGGUACCGGCGGCGUCUUCUCGGCGUCCAGCAGAUCCUGUGUUUGGGGACCUGCCUGCCCGCAGGACAGUAUCUGUCGGUUCAUGUUGUCCAACAUCUAUGUAGGCGAUCCGAACCAGUGCGGCAACUACAUCAACUGCAUCGACGGCUAUGGCACGUCCGCAAAAUGUUCCAGCAGCUCCAAUCCCUACUAUAAUAGGGUCACUGGCCUGUGCCAGUCGACGAAUCCGUGCACCGGCGAAGACUCAAACAGUGGAAACUCUGGCCAGUUCACUGUUGGCCAAACAAGUACAACUGCUUGUGCCACAACAGCUUUUAAUGCCGCACCCAAAAUUACUGUAGAUGGGAAGAGUGUUACCUACAAGUACGUUUCAGAUGGUGCAACCUGCUAUGGGUACUACUACUGUGCAGCAGGAGGCGCCACUGGCUAUUGGAACCAAUGUCCCACUGGUACCCAAUUUAAUGCUGAUGCCGGCAAGUGCGUUUCACCAGCCUCCUUUGUCUGUACCCAGAACCGAUGUGGGAACGUUAACAAUCCAUUCAUGGCAGUUAAGGGUUGCACGAGCUACACAAUCUGUUCCAGCGGACUGACCGGAAAUUGUCCCACCGCUUCACCGUUCUACGACGAGGUGAACAAUAUCUGCACCACCACAAAACCCGAUUACGCCAUUUGUGAGUAGACGGCUAGUGCACGAGCAUCUCCUCCAGCCAUGUCUGUUUGCCGAGAUACCCUUUAUGAAAUACACAAAUAAAUCCCAAUGCUGAAAGCAUUCAAAAGAAACUAAUAAAAAUGUUGACUUCGACCAAU
Messenger RNA from Drosophila sechellia, 1273 nucleotides. RefSeq names its product peritrophin-44. Lineage: Eukaryota; Metazoa; Arthropoda; Insecta; Diptera; Drosophilidae. The transcript is spliced from 2 exons. Bases 99 to 1145 code for a protein of 348 amino acids. The record is from RefSeq and is a predicted model, not a curated record. Gene Ontology annotation, molecular function: chitin binding. Gene Ontology annotation, cellular component: extracellular region.